Molecule: messenger RNA, 3504 nt
Organism: Prorocentrum cordatum
Lineage: Eukaryota; Dinophyceae; Prorocentrales; Prorocentraceae
Source: the annotation of a GenBank genome assembly
GAGAGAGGCAGGGGCCGAGGCUCCCGACCGCUGGGGGGGGGCCGACGAGCUGACAGGGUCCGAGCCGCUGCCCCCCGAAGUGCUCCGAAGCGCCCAACCGCCGCCGGCGGCCGCUGGGAAGCCAUGGCCCGCGGGCACUGGUCCUUGCAGCGCUGCCAUGCAGCACGGCUGUUGUUGCUCGGACGCCCUGGACGGCCCCGCCGCCGCCCGGCCCAGCACGGCGCCGCUGGCGCGCGUGCCCCAGGACUCGAGGGAAGCCGAGCGCUCCAGUCAGCGUUCUGUGCGUGAAGCUUUUCAUUUAUCCAGGCAGGGCGGCGAGACGCUUGUGCCCAUGUCGCUUUCCGCCCUCCGUGCCUGGCUUGGUGGUCACCUCUUGGUGGCAUUCAGGCAGCAGGACUCCGUAGUGCUCCUGGAGCUGGGCGACAGCGAGCACGACCUCUGCGCCGAGUGGCUGAACGGGGGUAGGCUGGCGUUGAUGCUCGGCGCAAGGCAGCCCCUGCUGCAGUUCGCGAUGUUCUACCAGGCCAACGGCGAUCGGCGUGCAGCGGACACAACAAUUUUCCCCUUCACCUCUCAGCGCGUCGAACUGGGAGCCGUGGCCAGCCUACCAGACGUGUGCGUCGGCGACUUGGCGAACUGGGCUGCCAACUACGAUCCGACGAAUUCCAACCCGAAGCGGUUUGCGGGCGAUCUGCAGCGCUUCCUCCUUGGCGGCGCGAAGACAUCCAGCCUCGAGGACGGCUUCUUGGAGGAGGCGGUGGCAAGACCCGCGUUCAUAGCGGACAGGUGCGAUGUGCCCGAGGACACCGUCCCGACAAGCUGGCUGUGGGCCGAAAGGAGCCUCGUGCUGAGCAUGGUGGCGGAGAGCGGACUCGCGCUGCGCCACGCCCCAGAGGAGUUACGUGCUGACCGAGAGGUCGUGCAGGCAGCGGUACAAGGGGACCACGACGCUUUCGCCUUCGCUGCGCCGGUUCUCCAGGCGGACCGAGAAUUCGUCCUCAAUGUGGUCUCUUCGCGUGGCCUGUCGCUGGCCUUCGCGUCGCCUCACCUGAGGUCCGACGGAGAGAUUGUUCUCGCCGCCGUGCAGUCGUGCGGCCUGGCCCUCGCGUACGCCGCCGAGCAACUGCGGGACCAGCGGGACAUUGUCCUGCAUGCUGUUCGGGAAGAUGGCGCUGCGCUGGCAUACGCCUCGCCCGUGCUGCGUGCAGACCUCGAGGUGGUGACUGCCGCUGUUGAGGGGGACGGGUUGUCGUUCGAGUUCGCCGACGCUGGGCUUCGGUCGGACCGUGGGCUGGCGCUGGCCGCUGCGCGCGUGGCAGGGGACUCCCUAGCGUUUGCGGCAUCCUCGCUGCGCGGCGAUUUCGACUUCGUGCUCGGUGCUGCGGCCUUAAGCCCGGAGCCUCUUGCCACGCUGCGACACGCGGCCCGGGAGCUCUGGGCAGCCCGAGACUUCGCCCUCGCGGCUGUAGCGUGCUGCGGUCUCUCGCUGCGACUGGCGUCACCGCCCCUGCGCGGCGACCGCGAGGUGGUGGCCGCAGCCGCGCUGAACGACUGGAGAGCGCUGGUGGACGCGGCACCAGAGUGCCGGGAAGAUGCUGGCUGUGUGCUCGCAGCGGUGAGAUGCGCUGCCGCUGCCGCUCCGAAUGAGAUCGCGGACGCGUUGGCGCUGGCGUCGGACACUCUCGAGGCCGACCGCGAGUUUUGUUUCGGUCUGGCUGCGCACAGCGGGGUGAUGGCACUGCGCUUCGCGAGCAGAACUCUGCGGGGCGACCGCGACCUGGUGUUGAAGGCCUGCGCGCAGGACGGACAGGCGCUCGCCUUCGCAGCUCCAGCCCUCCGUGCAGACUGCGAAUGCGUGCUGACCGCAGUGCAGCAGAGCGGGUUGGCUCUUAACUUUGCCAGCGAGGAGUUGCUGGCCAAUCCUGGCAUCGCGCUUGCCGCGGUGAGGCGGAAUGGCGCCGCCCUGGCCCUUGUCGCCCCACGCCUGCAGGCGGAUCGCGAGGUGGUUCUAGCAGCGGUGCAGCAGAGUGGCGUGGCGCUCGCGCACGCUGCUGCGGCGCUGAGGGCGGACGUCGAGAUUGCCCAGAGCGCUGUCAUGGAGAGCCAGGAUGCCUUCCAGUUCGUCGACGGAGCUGCGCUACACGACCCCGUGGUCCUCCGGCACGCCCGCCCUGGAGACGCUCGCUUGUACGCCUCUGAGUCGAGUCUACAGGCCGCCGCAGGAGAACGAGCUGGGCCAACCAGGCAGUAUGGAGCCGCCCGGAGGCUGUCACCGACGCCACCUUCGAGGACGGCUGGGACGUCAGCGUGGCGUGCAGCUGCGUGACGAUUUGGUCCGAGGUCCGAGGUCAUCUUCGAGGGUGGGCCCGUUGACGCGGCCAUGAAGAGGAGCGUGAAGAUGAAGCUCGCGGCGGUGGCCAUUAGGAUGCGCAUGCCGACAAGGCUCCUGUAGGCUUCUGUGUUGAUGGGCGGCUCGGUGGAAGUGUUGCCGAACGUAAUGCCAAGUUCGAGAAUGGGAUGGAUUGCAAAACUGAUUUGCCCAAAACUUGAUGUGUCCGUUUGGUCUACGAAAAAUUAGAAUGUUCGUCUACCUAUAAACAUUAUACGAGAGUGUCGCUGUUCUGCGAACAGAACCACAGUUCUGGGGUGCAUAAAUUCUGUAGUCGGUCCCCUACUCGAGAAGUGCCCGCUGCCGUACCCCUUCGGCGAGGGCUUCGAGCUCGGCGAGGGGGCCUCGUGCUCCCCGCCCUGCCCCGUGCGGCGGGCGGGCGGCGGUCCGCGCGGAGGCUCGCCUAGGGUGCGCGCGCGCUGUUCUAGGGGAGCGUAGACUCGAGCUCGCCCGUGUUCGGGUCUUCCGGUGCUUUCCGACGAGCCCGUCCUGCCGUCCUGAGUUUUGACGGUCCAGUGUUCGUGGGAUGCUUGCAGCGGGAGUUUGCGUCACAGGCGAACCCGAGUCCCCCGAGCCCGCGUCUUACGUCUCCCCGAUGGAACACUCGAAUGUUGGGUCUGGCACGGCCCCUCGGGCAUGGCCAACAGUGUCCAACGGUGUCCUGCAUCUGGAUUCCAGUUCGCGCCCCCUCGGCGCGGCGGCGGCGCGUGGCCCAGAGCUCCAAGGUUUGGGCCUGCGGCCGCGCGCCGGCGGCCACCGCGCGGUCAAGCCCAGGCACGCACCAGCCCAAUGUCUCGCCGGGCAGUCGGCGUUGUGGAGCCCCCAGGACAUAACCGACCCCAGGUCGCCUGACGAGCCCGUGGGGGACCGCCAAAGGCUCCCAUGGGCAGGAGUCGAUGAUGCUCCUCAGCCCACCAGUACCGUGCUCCUACUUCCUUCCUUGUUUUGUUGUUUGAAGUAGCUUGCCAAACUGCUCGCGAGAUCGCAGCUCGACCACCAGGAGCUGGAAUUAUGCGCCACAUGACCACGGUCCAUCCUUCAGGCUCGCAUCAGCCGCCCGAAUAUCUAGCAAAAGUGUAAGAUCGGAGGGCACUGGUUGGGGAACAGUCUCCUCG